CGUAUAUGUGGGGAUUACAAAUUAACUAUUAACCAAGCAGCUCACAUUGAAUCAUAUCCUCUUCCAAAAAUUGAAGACCUUUUGUCUGCAUUAGCAGGAGGUGUAGCUUUUACAAAGCUUGAUUUAGCUCAAGCUUAUUUACAGUUACCGCUAUCAGAUAGUUCAAAGCAAUACGUUACUGUAAAUACCCACAAGGGGUUAUUCGAGUUUAACAGAGUGCCUUUUGGGAUCACAUCGGCACCAGCUAUUUUUCAGCGGUGCAUGGAUACCCUAUUUCAAGGUAGCAAUGGUGUCAUUGUAUACAUAGAUGACAUACUAGUUACGGGCAAAACGAUUGAAGAGCAUUUACAAAAUUUGGAAGUAGUUUUAUCGAAAUUAAGUGAAGUGGGUCUUAAAUUGAAGCAACAGAAGUGUAUUUUUCUAGCCCCAGAAGUUGAGUACUUGGGUUAUACAAUAACCAAGGAAGGUAUUAAGCCAUCAGCAUCCAAAGUUCAAGCUAUACAAGAAGCAAAGACACCGACAUGUCUUACGGAGCUUAGAGCAUUUUUGGGUAUGCUGAAUUAUUAUGCUAAGUUUUUGCCGAAUCUCUCCACAUUAUUAGCUCCGUUAUAUAAGCUAUUGCAGAAACGCACUGCUUGGCAGUGGAAUACAGCUCAACAAAAUGCUUUUAAACAGGCUAAAGAAUUACUGCAACAAAACUCAUUGCUUAUUCAUUUUGAUGAUAGCAAGCCUAUCAUAUUAGCCUGUGAUGCUUCUCCUUACGGGAUUGGAGCAGUAUUGUCUCAUAAAAUGAGUGAUGGCUCAGAGCGUCCUAUUAGUUUUGCUUCUAGAAGCCUGACAUCAGCUGAGAAACGUUACUCUCAACUGGAUAAAGAAGCAUUAGCCAUUGUAUUUGGAGUAAAAAAAUUUCACAGUUAUAUAUAUGGUCGUAAAUUUGUCAUUUGUUCAGACCAUAAGCCUUUGUCAUAUCUCUUUAAUGAGACCAAACCAGUACCUGUUAUGGCAUCUGCAAGACUGCAGAGGUGGGCCUUAACACUUAGCACUUAUCAGUAUAGUAUUAAAUAUAAACCAGGGCAUGAACUAGCUAAUGCUGAUGCAUUAAGUAGACUGCCUAGACCAGUCACAACAUUUUCAGAUCAUCUCCCUGGAGAACUAAUUCAGCUUAUAAAUUAUCUUGUACCAGCCCCUGUAACUGCUGGACAAAUUGAGAGGGAAACUGAGAAAGAUCCAAUUUUAGGCCAAGUAAAAAGAUAUGUCAGCAUGGGACAAUUCCCUAAUACAGAUGAUCAGAGAUUACAGCCUUAUAUUCGAAGGUUUCAAGAAUUGAGCUUAAUGCAUGGAUGUUUGCUGUGGGGAUCUCGCCUCAUUGUUCCUCCUUCCUCUCGUAAACUGUUACUAGACUAUCUACAUGACACUCAUGAUGGGUCAUCAAGAAUGAAGGGCCUAGCUCGUGGGUAUAUGUGGUGGCCUGGCAUGGAUUCUGAUAUUGAGAAUAUUGUUAAACAUUGUGAAAUAUGUCAGAAAGUACAAGCUAAACCAGCCUCAGCUCCACCUCAUUGUUGGAAUUGGCCAUCACAACCUUGGACCAGGUUACAUUUGGAUUUUGCUGGACCAUUUUUAGGACAUAUGUAUUUAGUCGUAGUUGAUGCUUGUACUAAAUGGAUAGAUGUCUCCAUGAUGUCUUCUAUCACUGCUGACAGUACGAUUGACAAGUUGUAUAAUAUUUUUGCUUCUUUUGGGUUACCCCGUACAAUAGUUAGUGAUAAUGGUCCAACCUUUACCAGUGAAAAGUUCAAGAAGUUUUGUAAGGAAAAUGGUAUAAAGCACAUUACUUCAGCACCAUAUCACCCCCAAACAAAUGGGCUGGCUGAACGUGCUGUUCAGACUUUUAAACGCAGUAUUGUGAAGAUACAAGGGAACUCUAUUCAAAAUCGUAUUCAGAAAUUUCUAUUUCGUUAUCGUAUCACACCUCACCCUGUAACAAAUAUAUCACCAUUUGAAUUCCUUUUCAAUAGGAAACCACGUUGCCAACUGGAUUUAAUGAUUCCAGAUGUAUCUAUUCAGGUAGAGAAAAACCAGGAGGCUAUGGUACAAAAGAAAAAGAAACAAGUUUGUUCUUUUGCUAUAGGUGAUGCAGUAUAUGUGAGAGAUUUCUCUGCCAAGAAUACUGAAUGGCUUCCGGGUAAAGUUAGCAAAGUUACAGGUCCAUUGUCCUAUCACAUCUUAUUAUCAGAUGGAAAAGUCAUUCGUCAACAUGUUGAUAAUAUAAGGAAGAGAUCAAUAG
Amphimedon queenslandica is the source of this 2284-nucleotide messenger RNA. RefSeq lists its product as uncharacterized. Gene Ontology annotation, molecular function: nucleic acid binding. The transcript has a single exon. The record is from RefSeq and is a predicted model, not a curated record. Gene Ontology annotation, biological process: DNA integration. Lineage: Eukaryota; Metazoa; Porifera; Demospongiae; Haplosclerida; Niphatidae. The annotation marks the transcript as partial.